AUGCCUUCGGUGACCGACUUCAAGCCGAAAGUGAGCAUCACUCACAUCGGAACUGCGACUGCUAUCCUCGAGAUCGAUGGUGUACGCUUUUUGACCGACCCCUUCUUUUCACCAGCAGGCACCACUUGGGAUGUUGGCAUCACUAUCCUCAAGAACACCGAAGACCCCGCUCUCAGGCUUGAUCAGCUUCCUCCAAUCGAUGCAGUGCUCCUGAGCCACGAGGACCACCCCGACAAUCUCGACGAGCUGGGCCGUAGGCUACUUGACGGCCGACACGUCUUCACCACCAUGGACGGAGCCAAGAAUCUCGCACCUCGCCCGGCGGUAGUUGGCAUGAAGCCAUGGGACACUGUUGAGAGACGCAUCGGCGGGAAGGUCUUCCGCAUCACAGCAACCCCGUGCCAGCACAUGCCCGGCGGUGAAUGCAUUGGCUUUUUGGUAUCCUCGGAUGACUUCGGGAUUGGACCGAACAACCUGCCGAACGCAAUCUACUUCACCGGCGACACGGUCUUCAUCGACGAAUUGACCAAGAUUGCCGACAGGUUCCACGUUCCCGUCGCCAUGAUGAAUCUUGGGUUCGCUCAUGUGCAGCUUCCCGACAUGGACACGCCGCUGCAGAUCACCAUGGACGGCAAGCAGGCGGCUCAUUUGUUCCGAGAGAUCAAGGCGGAUCACUUGGUGCCCAUGCAUUACGACAAGUCGUGGGGUCAUUUCACUCAGUUCGAGGAAGGACUCGCUAAGGAUUUCAAGGAUGAAGGUGUUGACGACAAGGUUAAGUGGCUGAAACCAGGGGUUCCGAUGCACGUCUUCUCCCGCCCAAGCCUCCUGGCCCUGGGCCUCGCUGCCACCGGCUCCCUGGUAUCUGCCGGACCUUGCGAUAUCUACUCUUCCGGAGGCACGCCCUGCAUCGCGGCUCACAGCACUACUAGAGCUCUUUACAGCGCGUACUCAGGCUCGCUGUACCAGGUCAAGCGUGGCUCUGAUGGCGUCACCCUCAACAUUGCGCCCCUGUCUGCUGGCGGUGUUGCCAAUGCUGCCGCUCAAGACACCUUCUGUGCCAGCACUACUUGCUUGAUCACCAUCAUCUACGAUCAGUCUGGAAAGGGAAACCAUCUUACUCAAGCGCCGGGAGGUGCUUUCAAGGGCCCAGAGGCGGACGGCUCCGACAACUUGGCCAGUGCCAUUGGUGCACCCGUGACUCUGAACGGCCAGAAGGCCUACGGCGUUUUCAUCUCUCCCGGCACGGGAUACCGCAACAACAAGGCCAGCGGCACCGCUACCGGCGACGCGGCCGAGGGCAUGUACGCCGUUCUUGACGGUACUCAUUACAACGGCGGCUGCUGCUUUGACUACGGGAACGCUGAGACCAGCAGCACCGACACCGGCAACGGCCACAUGGAGGCCAUCUACUUCGGCGACAGCACCAUCUGGGGCACCGGUUCCGGCAGCGGUCCGUGGAUCAUGGCCGAUCUUGAGAACGGCCUGUUCUCCGGUGUCAGCUCGGGCAACAAUGCCAAUGAUCCAAGCAUCACCACCCGCUUCACUACCGCGGUCAUCAAGGGAGGGCCCAACCUGUGGGCUAUUCGCGGUGCGAACGCCGCGUCGGGCUCGCUGUCGACCUACUACAGCGGCGUUCGCCCGACGGCGUCUGGAUACAACCCCAUGAAGAAGGAGGGUGCCAUCAUUCUCGGAAUUGGCGGUGACAACAGCAUCAGCGCCCAGGGAACCUUCUACGAGGGUGUCAUGACCUCUGGAUACCCCACCGAUGCCACUGAGAACUCGGUACAGGCCAACAUCGUGGCGGCUAAGUACGCUACGUCUUCCCUCGUCAGCGGACAGGCCCUCACCGUUGGCUCUUCGUACUCUUUCCGCGUCACCACUUCCGGCUACACCGACAGAUACAUCGCCCACACCGGCGCCACCGUCAACACCCAGGUCGUCACCUCCUCCAGCGCCACAGCUCUCAAGCAACAGGCCAGCUGGACCGUCCGCACCGGUCUUGGUAACAGCGGCUGCUACUCCUUUGAGUCCAAGGAUACCGCCGGCAGCUACAUCCGCCACUACAACUUCGAGCUCCAGAUCGCUGCCAACGACGGCACCAAGCAAUUCAAGGAAGAUGCUACCUUCUGCCCUCAGUCCGGCCUCAACGGCCAGGGUCUGUCCAUCCGCGCCUGGGGUUACCCUACUCGCUACUUCCGCCAUUACAACAACGUUGGCUAUGCGGCGAGCAACGGCGGAGUUCACACCUUCGACUCUGCGACCUCAUUCAACGACGACGCCAGCUUCAUGACUCUGACCGAUAAUCAUUACACCCACAAGCAGACCAAUAUGCUGAGCAACCAAGAGUUCCAACCAUACGAGCCCGACCAGAGGCAUUCAGAAGGGCAAAAAUCAUCAAGUCAUACCGAUGAGGAAAAGUCCGAGGCCAUCGUCGACGCACCUGACGGAGGUUUUGUUGGCUGGCUACAGGUCCUGUCUGCCUUCCUCCUCGUUCUCGACGGCUUCGGCUUCAUUACAGCCUUUGGUGUCUUCCAAGCCUUCUACGUGGAUGAGUUGCAUGGGUCAACAGCGUCUGACGUCUCAUGGAUUGGAUCCAUGCAAAUCUUCCUGCUGUUUCUCCUCGGUACAGUCAGCGGGAGGGCCAUCGACGCCGGGUACUUUAGGACUACACUGCUGGUUGGAUUCAUCUUUCAAAUCGGUGGCAUCUUCGGCGCUUCCUGGUCUAACAAGUACUGGCAACUGCUACUCUCUCAGGGAAUUGCAACGGGUAUCGGCAAUGGCAUGCACUUCACUGCCCUUGUCUGGUUAGUCUCGCAGUACUUCACCAAGAAACGCGGCCUUGCUCUCGGCAUCAGCUCCUGCGGUGCACCCAUUGGAGCUGUCAUUUUCACCAUCAUGGCACGCCAGUUGAUCCCUGCAGUGGGCAUCGCAUGGACUCUCCGUGCUAUGGGCUUUUUGGUGCUCUUCAACAGCGUCAUCAUCUUUCUCAUCUCACGACCCAAAGAGACGAAGCGAUCCUCUGGGCCGCUCCUUGAGCUGGCUGCCUUCAAGGAGCUGCCUUAUCUGCUUUUCACGAUUGGCAUGUUCUUCACCUUGCUCGGGGCGUACUUUGCAUAUUACUAUGUCCCUCUUUUUGGCCGCAAAAGGCUUGGCCUUGAUGACAGCGGUGCCUUGACGAUUCUGAUCAUCAUGUCUGCAGUUGGCAUCACGGGACGACUGAUCCCCCCGUAUUUCGCCGACAAGUCUAUCAAGCCUCUGAGGACCCUGGUCAUCUCGACCCUCCUCAGCAGCCUCAACGUCUAUGCAUGGAUCGGCGUGCACUCUACCACUGGUCUCACUGUCUGGGUCAUUGCUUACGCCUUCACCGUCAACGCGGUACAGACUCUGUUCACGGCAUCCAUGGGCGAGGUCACAUCCGACAUGUCAAAACUGGGCGUCAGAAUCGGCAUGGUCUUCACCGUCGUCAGCUUUGCCUGCUUGGCUGGUCCACCUAUCGGCGGAAGCCUCGUUACUCUCGGAAAAGGCGACUUUCUGUACGCGCAGCUGUUCGCUGGCACAACCAUGCUUGUUGGUGGACUUCUGGUUGCUCUUGCGAAAAUCAAGCAGGUUGGCCAAAAAGACUUCUGGAGAAUCACUCAUUAG
Messenger RNA from Colletotrichum gloeosporioides, 3642 nucleotides. Its product is annotated as putative alpha-L-arabinofuranosidase B. Gene Ontology annotation, molecular function: transmembrane transporter activity; alpha-L-arabinofuranosidase activity. The transcript is spliced from 4 exons. Gene Ontology annotation, biological process: transmembrane transport; pectin catabolic process; L-arabinose metabolic process. The record is from RefSeq and is a predicted model, not a curated record. The coding region runs from base 1 to 3642 and encodes 1213 amino acids. NCBI's taxonomy places the organism in Eukaryota, Fungi, Ascomycota, Sordariomycetes, Glomerellales, Glomerellaceae.